CAUGGCAUUGUUCGAGAGGAGUCAAGGCUUUUGCUCUCUGAGACGUAUUUUGGCGCAGAACGAAAAGUUUCUCGUAUUGUGGCUGUGUGUGGUGCUGUUCCUGCAUGUCUGUCAGCACUCGAUUCACUACGUGUCUCGAUCCCCGGCUGACGACCCACCUCCAGGAGCAACAGAACAGCCGUGUCAGAAAGCUUGCUUCAGACGCCGUAUGGAAUCGCCGUUCGUAUGGAACCAUGUCACCCUGAUCUCCCACGUAAAGGAACUCAUUCACAAGCAAGGAAGUGACCACGCCCAUGCACCCAGUACCGCCCACGUAGCCCACGCCGCGAAGUCCUCAGUCGAAGGCUAUGUAAUUCCUAAAGACGAUGGGUUGGUGUCGCUACAGGAUUUCAUUAACCAGAUGUUCGGACCUAUGGAACAAGGCGUGUACCUGGUGGUGGGCGCCGGCGGGACCCCAGGGACCGUGGUGACUCGGCCGCUCGAAGCCAGGCCAGGGUGGAGAGGCCUUCUGGUCGAGGCGAAUCCGCGCAACUUCGCCAGACUCAAGGACUCGGCUACUAAUGCGAGCCUUUUAAACACCUGCGUCAACCAAUUCUCUUAUCCCAAUGCUAUGUUUUGUGGUGUAGAAAAUAAGGUGAUGGUGAAUAGGACUGGAGUGAAAGGAUAUGCGUGGAUUUGA
This is a messenger RNA of Penaeus vannamei (Pacific white shrimp), 679 nucleotides long. The record is from RefSeq and is a predicted model, not a curated record. Lineage: Eukaryota; Metazoa; Arthropoda; Malacostraca; Decapoda; Penaeidae.